CAAAAAAUUUUAAUUAGCGAAGUUGGUUUAUCAUCGUCGGGAUCCUAAAAUUAAAGAUUUACAAUGCCCCGGUCAUUUCUGGUAAAAAGCAAGAAGUGUGCGUCUUACAGUGGACACCGCUUUAAUGAUGAAGAUCAAAGCAGACUAAGAGACUUCCCUAAUCCAAUAUAUUGUUCUUUAGAGCCAUCACUGGUCCCCACAGAGUCUGAGGAGCCAGCCUCUCCAGAGCAACCUCAGUUGGGAGCUACUGUGGACUCUUCACAGACAGACCCCUAUUACAACAAGUGUGAACAGGAACCUCAGUGUCCAAUCCCCACCCUUCCUGAGCCGAAUGUGACUGUUAGUCGGCCUUAUUACAUGUCUGAGCCUCAGCUGGCAGAGUUUGCUCCCUACUACAAGACCCCCUAUACUUGGGAAUCUGUGACCACACCUUAUGACUUCAGGUCUCUGAAUUUCUCCAGCCCUAUUCUCCAGCAUGCCAAUACUUUGUACGGGGCUCACCUGAGGCAGAGCCCAGAGUCUCCGCAGCCCCUGGACUGCAGCACACACUACUCGCCAACCUCUGACACCUACCACUGUAUCACAUGCGAGAAGGUAUUCUCCACUCCUCACGGCCUGGAGGUACAUGUCAGACGUUCCCACAGUGGAACACGGCCAUUUGGAUGCAGUAUCUGCCGAAAAACUUUUGGUCAUGCAGUCAGCCUUGAGCAGCAUAUGAAUGUUCACUCUCAGGAAAGAAGCUUUGAGUGUAAGAUGUGUGGAAAAACCUUCAAGCGCUCCUCGACCUUGUCCACACACCUCCUCAUCCACUCAGACACACGCCCUUACCCCUGUCAAUACUGCGGCAAACGAUUCCACCAGAAGUCAGACAUGAAGAAACACACCUACAUCCACACAGGUGAGAAACCCCACAAAUGUCAGGUGUGCGGCAAAGCCUUCAGUCAGAGUUCUAACUUGAUCACACACAGUCGAAAGCAUACGGGAUUUAAACCCUUUGGCUGUGAGAUCUGUGCUAAAGGAUUCCAGAGAAAGGUGGACCUUCGCAGACACCACGAGAGCCAACACAGUCUGAAAUGAGAAAGAUGACGUGAGAAAUGAUGGACAAGGAGUGUGGAUUGAUACAUGCAAUGUUACAUUGAAGGUUUUGUUGUUGUUGUUGUUGUUUUAUUUAAAGGAUUGUAAAUUAACAAGAAUAUAAACAGGUGAGAUAAAGUUGGAUGUGAGAU
Messenger RNA from Chanos chanos (milkfish), 1226 nucleotides. RefSeq names its product growth factor independent 1B transcription repressor (gene gfi1b). The transcript is spliced from 7 exons. Gene Ontology annotation, biological process: regulation of transcription by RNA polymerase II. The record is from RefSeq and is a predicted model, not a curated record. Gene Ontology annotation, molecular function: DNA-binding transcription factor activity, RNA polymerase II-specific. Gene Ontology annotation, cellular component: nucleus. Lineage: Eukaryota; Metazoa; Chordata; Actinopteri; Gonorynchiformes; Chanidae. Bases 64 to 1077 code for a protein of 337 amino acids.